AUGUAUAAAUUAAGUAAUAUAAAUUCAAGGGAUAUAGAAAAUGGUAUCAAUUUCCAUGACACAAAAUUUUCUGAAAUGAUAGAAGAAGAAGAUGGAGAAAAAACUGAUGAUAUUAGUCUGGGCACAAGUGAAUAUUUUGAUAAAAUCGAUAUUCUAGAAAAAAGGAUUGAGGAGGAAAAUAAAAUCAUAGAUAUUUUUAAUAAAAGCUUAGAUGUUAAUGAUGAAGAAUACAAUAAAAUUAUGAGUUAUAGCAAAUCAUUAUGUCAUAAUGAUGAUAAUAAUAAUACAGAAUCAGAAGAAAUCAAAAUCAAUGAAACCAUAGAAGAAAGAGAAAAUUUAGAAACACCAAACAUAAGUAUAGAAAAAAGGAGUAAUAAUAAUUCGAGUACAAAUCUUUAUCAAUAUAAUGAAAAUUAUGAAAAGAGCGAAAUUAAUGAUAACCAAAGUGACGAUAUAAAAAUAAAUAACAUCAAACAUAAUCAAGAUACAAAUGCAUAUCGUUACAAACUCUAUUUAUCGAAGGAAAACCUUCCCCAAAAAUUAGAAAAUGUAAAAGUAAAAAUAAAUGAUAUAAUGAAAAGUGUAUUAAAAUCAUAUAACGAAUCAUAUAAAAAGCAAUAUAUUUCAAGAUUAUUACAGUUUAGAGACAUAAAUUGUAUAUUCAGUUGUAUGUUUUUUACACUGUUAAUAAUAUUUUCUUUUAUGAAUGAAUGGAUGGGAAUUUUAUUAUCAAUAUUAUUAUUUAUGAUAUCAAUGCAAUUAAAAUAUUCUCUUUCUAAUAUGUCAUUGUUGAAUUCGAUUGUCGCAAUUAUUUUAAUAUCUAUAGCUACAGCUUUUUCAUAUGCGAAUAUUAAUAAAAAUGGGAUAGGCAAUGUUGCUGUAGAUCCAGAUGCUAAAAUAAUUAUAAAUGCAAACAGAAAUUUAUUAAUGCUGGAAACAUGCCUUUGUCUUUUCUACACAUUUAUUUUAUUUUCAUAUAUGAUUACAUUGAGGGUUGUAAAAAAAUACAAGCAAAAACAUAUUUGGAUAUAUCAUAAUAUAAUAACUCUUUUUAAUUUUCUUGAUGUAUGCCUUGUUUUUUCAUUUGGGGUGUUAGCAUUUUUCUUUAUAUUUAUAGCUUUAGAGAGUAAUUUACUUACAAUUUUUUCUAUAUUAUUAUUUGCAAGCAGUUUUUUAACAUAUAAUUUGCGAUCGUUUAGUAAUAUUUUAAUGCUAAUUAUUCAGACGAGUUUAUUAAUAACAAAUGUUAUUAUAGUAUCUACAUCGUUACCUAUAAAUCAUCCACUGAAUAAUAAAAUAAUAGUAAAUAUGCAAGUACAAGAAAUGAGCAAAUUACUUAACAAUAUUUAUUUAUUUUAUAUGACAUAUUUAAUAUUUUUUUUGGCACUUCAUUUAUUAUAUACAUUUUAUGUUUUCUUUUCAAAUAAAAAAUUUUUAUCUAAAUUGUUUGCUCAAAGAAAGAUAUACUUUUCAAAUGUCUUCCCUUAUACCACAAAAAGUUUUGAUGAAUACGUUAAUGGAGAAGUACAUUUUAAGGAGGAUAAAUAUUUAUUAUGUUUGGGUAAUAAUGAUCAAAUAUUAUAUGCUUAUAAACAAAACAGUAAACCAGCAGAGGUAGAUAUACGUAAAUAUAUUUAUAACGAAUUUCAUUUGUAUAAACAACUUUUAUUAAAUACAAUUAUUGAUCCAGACAAUUUACCAAAUAAGAAUAUAAAAUAUGCAAUAAACCAUAAUGCUGAUGAAGGGAAUAGUAAUACCCAUUCAAAUUAUCAGAAACAAAAAAAUUCCCAAAAUAAAACAUCCAAGUAUAAUAAUAAUGGAAACAAAGAUCUAGUAUUAGAUGUAAUUGAUGCAUCAUCCGAUGUGUCUAGUAAUUCUCUAAGUAUUGCUGGCGAACCAGAAAUAAUACCAAAUAGAAAUAUAUCAAAUGGUGAUAAUAAUACUAAUAGUUACAAAAAUAUUAUAAAGAAAAAUUCUCGAUUAUUACUUAAAAAGGUAACGAAUAUUCAAGAUGAAAAACUAAAUAAAAAUAAACUUAAGGGUAAUAAAUCCCUAAAUAAUUAUUAUCUAACAAAUUGCGAAUAUUCGAAUAGUGAUCCAAAUUCAUUGUUCUAUAGCAAAUACUCACAUAUAAUUGGUGUGUUAGUAAAAAAUUAUGGCGAAUUAUUAUAUUAUUUGAAUAAAAAGAAAGUAAUUACUAAAUUAAUUGAAUCAGAAUCAAAACUCAACAAUGAAAAUGCCAAAACAAAUGGUGAAGGUUUUAAUAAUUUAGGGAGAAACAAACUCAAUGAAUUGUCUAUGUCAAGCGAGUUGAAAACAAAUACAAUAAAUGAUGAUUCCAUAAGUAGUUAUAGUAAUGUAAAGAAAAACGAAACAAAAUCAGAUUCUCAAAUUAAUGAUAUGCAUAAUAUAAGUAAAUCGAUAGAUGAUCCUACUCCAUCAUACGAAAAUGAAUUUGAUAGUAAUAAUCUAAGUAGUCAAAAUUUUAUGGGUACAUUAGAAAAAACAAAUGAUUCAUCUUUUUAUUUGAUAAAUAAAAACAAAAAUUUUACUAAAUCAAAUUCAUUAUUUACAAAUUGUACUAAUGAAUAUUUUAACAUACCUAUUUAUUCACCAUCUCCAAAUGUUUCUCCAGAUAAAUGUAAUAAAAUGGACGAAAACUAUUUUUGGUAUUACUAUCCUGGUAUUAUUGAUAGAGUAUAUAAUGAAUGGCUAACAUGUAAAAAUCUAGACUGUAAGAAAUUUAACAAUGAUUUUUAUCAUUUGCUUAAAAAUUCAAAUGAAAUACAAAAAUAUUUUUAUCAAAAUGAUAGUAUUGAAAAACAAAGUGACAUCAAAUUAUUUGACAUUACACAAGUUUUAAGUAACAAUAUAAAUAUUAUAAACAAAAUUGUACAACCUUAUUCCCCCUUAAAAUCUUCAUCACUUUUAGAUGGUGAUUUAUUACCUAAUAACAAUAAUGCAAAUUCAUUAAAUGGAAUAAUAAAUAAUUUUCUAGAGGAUAUAAAUAUCGAUGGGAAUGAUAUAUGCUAUUUUGAUAUAUCGAAUAUGCAAUCCUUUAUUGAAGAUAAUAAUAAUAAUAUAAACUUAUUUUUAUCAUCCUUAGCUCCAAAUGAUAGCACAGACAAAUUAUUAAAUAACCAUAUUGCAAUAAAUUCUUCCGAUAUUUUACAAAGUCUUAUAAAAGAAAUAGAUGAAUAUACCCAAGAAAACAAAAAAAAUAAUAGUUAUUAUCAAUAUAAUAACAAAAUAAAUGGCAAUACAAAAUUUUUAUUUAAUAAUUUAGAAAAAAAAGGGGCACACAUAUUAGACAAAAAUAAGGAGAAUAUAUUUUUAUUAAAUAAUUCAUAUGGUUAUAAAAACAAAAACAACAAUAUAAAAAGUUAUAAUACCAAUAAUAAUAGGAUAGAUGCUAUUAUAGAAAAUUGGAAAUAUAAUAAACUUGAUGAUAUAAAUAUUUUAAAAAAUACCAAUUUUGAAUUUAAUGAUUUUAGCUUACAUGGUACAGAUGGUACUUUAAUACAAGACAAAUACAAAAGUAAUGGUGAAAAUAUAAAUUUUAAUGAUUUAUUAAAAUAUGCAGAAACAUUAAUUAUUCAAAACACGGGAAAUGAAUUCAUGAAGGAAAGUUUUGCUGACGCCUUAUCUAGUAAUUUACACUAUGAAUCGGAAAUUGAACUUAUUAAUAAUUUUGAUGAAAUUUUAAGUAAUUUUAUCAAAAAUGUUAAAACUGAAAAAGUGAAUUCGCUUGCCCCUUCGAAUAUUAUGGAUAAGCAAAAUAAUGAAAUAGAAACCCAUUCAAACACUAGAAAGAGUGCAUAUAAAGAAAAUAUUUCAAAUAUAAUUAGCAUUUCGAAUAAUAACGAACCAAAUGAUCAAUAUUUAAAUAUUCAAACAAACAAAAAUGCUUCUAUGACAAAAAAUAAAAAAUGUACCGAUAUAUUAGACAGCUUUAUUUCAGAAUCAAAUAUGACAAACAAAGGAAUAUAUACCACUAAAGAAUUAACUGAUGUAAAAAAAUUGAAUAUUAGAGAAAUUUUAACAUCUCCAUCAAAAUUUGAUGAAUUUACUAUACCAAAGACAAAAAAUAAAGAUAGUAUUGAAUGUCUUAAAAAAGCAAAUCAAAACAUUAAAGAAUUUAAUGAAGUCCCCUAUGAUUCUUUAAAGGAAUAUAUUGAUAACGACCCAAUUUCAGAAAAAAAUAAACUGAAGGAAAAAGAAGGUGACCAAAAUGAUGAAAUCGAAAAAUUAUACGAUUCUAUAAAGGGAUUAGAAAAAUUAAAUGACUCAAAUUUCAUGAAAAAGACAAAUUUAAAUAAAAAUAAUCAAAGAAGCCACAGCAACUGUUACAGUAGUAGUAGCCAUAAAUAUCACAAAAAAAAUGGUAAGAAAGAAAAUAAUUUUGUUGAAAACUUUUGUAUAUAUAGCAAUACUAUAAACUAUGAUUCAAAGAAAAAACCACAAGGAAAAUAUAAUGAGCAUAAACAAGUAAUAAUAGAUCAAUAUGACGAUGAUAAUUAUGAAAAAGAAUAUGGAUAUAAUUCAGAAUAUAUAAGACGAAUUGAAGAAAAAAAUAAUUCAACUAAGAACAUAUCCAAUGAUAAUAUAAGUAAUAGUAAUAACUUUAAUAUUGAUAAUUAUGAUCUUAUAAAAAAUUUAAAAAAAUAUUUAUCCUCUUCUAGCAAUAUAGGUAUAAAUGACAAUGAAUUUAAUGAUACCUUCUUAUUAGAUUAUAUUAAUAAAUAUUUAGAAAAUAAUAAUUCAUAUAAUAUAAAUAUAUAUAAUGAAGUGGUCAUAGAUAGGAAUAACAACAAAAAAGAAAAUACCAAAGAAACAGAACUAGACAAAAUAAAACAUACUUAUAAUACAUCGAAAUUCAUAAACAAAUUUAAACAAAAUAAUAAUGAUAGACAAUAUCUGAAAAAAAUCAAUACAUUUCUGAACAAAAAUGACUUAUUUAGCAGUCUCAAUGAAAAGAAUAGUUUUUCAAAAUAUUAUGAUACAUAUGAUGGAAGUAAAUUAUUUAAAGAAUUGGAUAAAAAAAAAAAUAAGGAAAAUGUAUUCUUUUCAAAUUUGUAUAACAAUAACUCAACAAAUUUUCUUAAUAUGAGCAUGCCGAAAAGCAAUUAUACCAACUGUAAUAGUUAUGAUAAUAAUUUUUUAAACAAAACAGAUGUUUUAAAAAAUUGGAGUUAUAAUACAAAACUUAUGAAUGUUAAUGUAAAAACUAACGAAAGACAACGUGAUCUAUCUAAUAUAUAUAAUGUUAAAAAAUUAAAUACUUUAGAAAAGAUAAAAGAAGAAAUAAUAAAUUAUAUUCCAAUUAAAUUAACAAACUUAAAAAAAAAUGAAAAAAACACAAAUUUAGUAAAAAAUAUAUCUAAAACAAAAGUGAAUAAGCCUGUUUCAUGUAUUGAUUCGUUAAGUAAUAAAUAUGACGAUUUAUAUUAUAAUAUAAAUGAGGAAAACAAUUCUUUAUUUUUAUCCAAAGAUAAAAACGUUUCUAAUAAUUUGUCUAGAAUCAAUGAGGAAGACAAAAAUAAUAUUAAAUAUAAACAAAAUAUUCAGAACAUCACAAACGGAAAUGAUGAUAUAUAUCAUAGUGUAUAUGACAUAGAAAGUUCAAAUAAAAAUAACAACAUUGUAAAUUCAGCCUUUGAAUUAAUAAAUAAUGAAAAACAAUCACAAGAACAUCAAACAAAUCAAAUAAUUCAUGAAACUAUAAAAAAGCCAAGUAUAAAUUUAACGAUAAGCAAUAGUCCCAAUUAUGUUCGUACUAUUAGUCACCAACCAACACAAAAAAUAUCAAAUAUUCUCAACGAUAGCAAAACCAUAAAUAUAGACAAAAUUGAUAUGCUUAAUAAUAAAGAUGAAAUAAAAAUUUAUCAACCUAACAAAAACAUAUUUAAUGAUAUUUAUGGAUUUCGAAAUAAGGUAUCAGAAACAAACUCAUCAACAGAAAAUGAUUUAACCGAGCUGCUAGUUGGUAGUGAUAUGUUUUACGAAGCUUUUAAGUAUAAAAGUGAUGAAAAUAUCGAUGAUUUAAAAAAAAAUACAUUUAAUAAUGUGAAUGAUAAUAAUAAUUUUAUAAGCUAUGAAAUUAAGGACAAUUCGAAUAUUAUGCAAUCACCAGAUGCAAAAAAUAAUACAAACUCUCAACCAAAUAUAGAAAAAGAAAUUACAAAAGGAAAUAAAAAUUCAGAAAAAUUAAAUAAUACUUCUAUUCUUUCACUAAGUGGAAAAUAUUACCUAACCCAUCAAAAUAUGUAUAACGAAAAAUCAAACAGCAGAAAUAGAAGCACAUCAACGAAUUCUUUUUUUGUGAAAAAUAAUAAUUCUUUUGAAAAUAAAAAUUAUCCAGACUUCGAAAAAAAAAUUUCGAACGAUUUUUUCAAAAGUUUUAAUAUUCAUAAAUAUUCUAAUAAUUUUGAAAUAAAAAAUGGACAAACUACAAAAUUGAUUGAAGAUGAUGAAACGUUAGACAAAGAAAUAGAAGAAAUAUUAAACAAAUUAACUGGCAAAAAUGAAAUUAAUAAUAGUCUAGAAAUUAUUACAAAAAAAAAUAUUAAUUCAAAUGAUAGCAGCAAAAGUGAUAGUAGUAGCAAGAGUGACAAUAAUAGCAAUAAAAGUAGUGUCAGCCAAAAUAAAAGUGAAAGUAACAGUAAUGAUAGUGCAAAUGCAUUUGGUAGCAUGAAAAAAAAAGGAGCAUCUAAUAAUAAACAAAAUCAAUUAAAACGUAGUGAUAAUUCAGAAAAAAAUACAUACAAAAAUAAUGUAAUGAUGCUAUCAGGCUUUUUAAAGAAUAACAGAUAUAAUUUUUCAAGUGAAGAAAAUGAAAAAGAAGCAAAAAUGAAAACUCAAAAUAGAUAUUAUAAUAAAUAUCAUAUAAUAAACAAUGGAAAGUAUAAUAAUAAAAAUAUAAUUAAUUCAUUCAAUAAUUCAUAUUAUAUCCAACAUUUUAAUAACAUAAUUAGUACAUAUUCAUGGUGCCCUAAUAGUAUUGAUUUAGAAAAAAAUGAGUAUUCAUUAAAAAAGGAUAAUCUUUAUAUGGACACAGGUAGUACUGAAGACAGUGAUAUAUCAGAUACAAGUAAUUUUGUCAAAGAUGUGAUAGAUCAAAAUUCCAAUUCAAGUAUGUCAUCAAAUGCAUCUGAAUAUUUUGAAAAUAGAAGUUUAACAAAAUGGGAAUCACAAAAAAGUUUGCAAAAUUUACUAAAAAAUGAAAAAAAAAUAGAAAAUAAUCAAAUGAGUGAAUAUGAAGAUGUUAUAAAACAUGUCGAAAUAAAUACAAACGAAUCUUUUAUAGAAUUAAUCAAGCAAGGCAGUAUUUUUCCUAGCAUUAAAAUUAAUCCAGCCACAAAUGAAAAUAAUGAUGACAAUAAUAAACAUACAUCAAACCAGUAUAAAAAUAAAUUAGGAAUAUUUAAUUCGGAAAAUGAUUCAAAUGCAUCUAAGCAUGUAUUAAAUAGUAGCACACUAAGUUAUAUGUCUAAAAAAAAUAAUAAGCAAGACAUAUUUCUUAAUACACCACAAAAUAAUAUUAGCAAAUAUGAUAUACAGGUAUUUACAGAUGAUGGAAUUAAUGAUGAAUAUAAUAAUCAAAAAUGGGAUGAAAUGAAUAAUGAAGUUAAUCAAGAAAUAAAUAAAAAAAAUAUAAAAAACAAACACAUAAAAAAUCAGGAAUAUAAAAUUAUCAAUUUAAAUGGGUUGAAAUCAGUUUCAUAUCAAAAUAGCAACAUAAAUGAUACACAAAGAAAGGAUAAAAUGAAUCAAAAUUUUUAUCAUGAUCAAAAUAAUUCAUCAUUUUAUUCUAAUAACUCAAAUGUACUAGAAAGUUCUAAUAUUGACAUAAAUUCAAUGAAUAUAUAUAAGUUACCAAAAAAUCUUCUAAGUAAUAUUGAUUCGUACAACGUAUAUAAAAAUAACAGUUUAUCUAAUAUUUCAUUUAAUGAAUUUGAAAAAACUGAUAUAACUGUUCAAAAUGUUAAUGUAAAACCCAACAUUUUAUUUGAAUCAAAAUAUAUUGAAAAUGCAUUUAAUAGCCAUGAAAAUACACCAACCAAAGACCUACAGAAAAUGAAUUUACAAACUAAAAAAAAUUUAGUGCACCAGCUCCCAAAUAAUCAAAUUAAUAACAACAGCAACAAUAAUUAUAGUAGUAGACAUACCAGUAUUGAUAUCUAUCAAGAGACACAAAAUAGCAAAACAUAUAAUUUAAAUAACAAAUAUAACCCCGAAAAAAAAGACACACAAAAAACACAAAUUCUAAAUACACAUGAAAAAAACUUAAAUUAUAUAAAAAAUAAAAAUAGUAGCGUAAUAACUGACAUUCAAAAUGAUCACAAAAUCUCGUUUAUAGAAGAACUCAAAAAAAAGUUACUCGAAAAAAAAAAUAUAAAAUCAGCUAAUGGUGUAAAAAUAAGUAAAGAAAAUAAAAAACACACUAAUAUAGAUACUAAAAAAGAUAAACACUAUAAUUCAAAUUCUAAAAAUCAUAAAAAAAAUGAAAAUAUUCGAAAUAUGAAUAGUGAAUCAAUUGAAAAAAAAAUAAUUAAUACGCCAAACUCACACCAUCUUGGAGAAAUUCCCUAUUCAGCAGAUAACUUUUGCAAUAUUAUUAACAGUGAUGAUGAUAUAGAUCAAAACAUGUUCGUAAAUAUGGGUUCAAAAUAA
Molecule: messenger RNA, 8673 nt
Organism: Plasmodium vinckei vinckei
Lineage: Eukaryota; Apicomplexa; Aconoidasida; Haemosporida; Plasmodiidae
Product: conserved Plasmodium protein, unknown function
Exons: 1
Coding region: 1-8673 (2890 amino acids)
Source: RefSeq, a predicted model, not a curated record